Molecule: messenger RNA, 6523 nt
Organism: Coffea eugenioides
Lineage: Eukaryota; Viridiplantae; Streptophyta; Magnoliopsida; Gentianales; Rubiaceae
Product: mediator of RNA polymerase II transcription subunit 13
Exons: 23
Coding region: 210-6056 (1948 amino acids)
Biological process (GO): regulation of transcription by RNA polymerase II
Cellular component (GO): mediator complex
Molecular function (GO): transcription coregulator activity
Source: RefSeq, a predicted model, not a curated record
GUUAGGAGCCCCAGGGAGCUGACUCCGAACCACCACCCACCCGACCCGAAUACCAUUUCCUGACCGCAAAAUCCCGAGCUGAUCAUCACUCAGCUUAGAUUAUCCGAAUCUCUUUCUCUGCAAAACCUCCGUUGCUAUUUAUUCUAUAGAGCUCAGGAUCCAGACUGCUGAGCUUGAAUUGUUAAAUUUAUCUGGUCCGUUUGCAGCUGAUGUGGACAAAUGUAUUUAAGAUUGGAGGUUUACAUCAGAUAUCGUGGUUUCAGUUUCUGCCAAAUGAAUUUGAUCCUAGCUCCUUGUCUGACAAAAGUGUGAAGGUCGACGCCAGAGAUGCUGCAACAUCUGUGGUGCUGUCAUCACACCUACAGUUGCAGAAGGAGGGAUUUCUUAGUACAUGGACCAAUUCUUUUGUUGGACCAUGGGAUCCGUCCCAGGGUUUGCACAAUCCUGAUGAGAAGAUCAAGCUGUGGCUUUUCCUCCCCGGGAAUCAUUCAUCUGUUGUUGAGAAGGCUCAACCUACUGUAUCCAAAUUGAGAGUGCUUGCAUCAGGACUUUGGGUGGCUCCUGGGGACUCAGAAGAGGUUGCAGCUGCAUUGUCUCAAGCCUUAAGGAACUGUGUAGAAAGGGCACUUAAAGGAUUUUCCUUCAUGAGAUUUGGGGAUGUAUUCUCGAGAUAUCAUCCAUCUUCACAGAGUGAAGAACUUUACAGGAAAGGUCAGCCAGUGGUUGAAUUCAUCUUUGCUGCCACAGAGGAAGCAAUUUUUGUGCAUGCUGUAAUAUCUGCAAAACAUAUACGGGCACUUUCAAGUGGUGAUAUUGAAAUGACAUUGAAGCAUUCCACUGAUCAUUUUAGCAAUAGGCUUCCAGUUGUGAUCUCCCCUCAUGGAAUGCUUGGGAGGCUCACUGGGUGUUGUCCAAGUGAUCUUGUGAAGCAAGUCUAUUUCAGUUCUGUCAAGCUUAAAGCAUCAAAUGAAGUUGUAGGUCUUCCAUAUCAUGCUUUGCAUGGCUCUGGUUGUCAUCUGAGAGGUCAAAAUUGCUAUGCUGAAAUUACCCUUGGUGGUCCUAUUGGUGGAAAUGACAAGAUACUGGCACAAAAUUCAGGCUUGCAUAAGAAUUUGUCUAGGCAUAAUUUGACAGAAUCCAUGCCAGAGACGAAGGUCAAUCAAAAAGGGCCACUAGAGCCUUCAAGAGUAUUUAUAUAUCCUGCUGAAGCUGUACUUGUUCCGGUGAUGCAAACAUCAUUAGCGAGGUCUUGUCUUAAGAGAUUCUGGCUACAAAACUGGAUAGGGCCAUCAUUGUUUGCCUCAUCCUUCUUUAUGCACAGUAGUGAUUGUAAAGCCGAUUCAAAAGAUGGUUCUCGGCUGGAGUCAAACAGCCUUCGCUCUCAGCAUGGUUAUCACAGUAGCAGCAGCAGUAACAAUAGCAGUAUCAGCAGUAUUAGUAGUUCAUCCAGUGAUAGUGAUUACCGAACUUCUGGAGCUGGCGAUCUUGAGGCUGAUGCUGAUUCUUUGACAUGUAGACAGUCUGGUUUAUCUUCCAUUGACCAGUCACAUGACAUUCUCAAGCUGGGCUCUAAGCGAGUGCAUUCUGGGAUGUCUGAGUCAUUUAAUCAAGCAGGUGCAGUUAUAAACCCAUCUACAAGUGAUUAUGGCUCAAUAGAAGUUAAUAACUCGGCCAUUAUUGGAGGUUCAAAUCAUCCUGUUGGAUGGGGUUGGGAUGAUGAUGACAGAGGUAUGGGCAUGGAUAUUCAAGCACUUCUGUCAGAGUUUGGAGAUUUUGGUGACUUAUUUGAGGAUGAUGUCUUGCCUUUUGGGGAGCCUCCGGGAACUGCAGAGUCACAAGCUGUUGUAAUUUCAGCACAAGAUUGUGGAGAUUUUGGCAGUAGCCCUAGUACAUCAAUGAUGGAUGUCUCAGACCAGAUGCUUUUGCCAGUAGGUUUUCCCUCAUUUGAAAGUUUUCACUCACCACCAGUUCCCGUUGCCAUGGAUGAUUCUCUGACCCAAAAUCAGGAUCUAACAAAGACUGUCAGUGUUCCGGGUAAAGUUAACUGUCCUCCAGCAUCUACAAGUGGUGAAUUUGACCAUGUAGUAAAAGCUGAAGCCUUAAUGACAUUUGCUCCAGAAUAUGGAGCAGUUGAAACCCCUUCUGUUGAGGUCACUUCAUCAAUCUUCAGAAGCCCAUACCUUCCCAAAUCACGGAAAACAGAGACUGAGAAUUCAUGCUCAAACAAAUAUGUAUACUCAGCAACACCUCCUUCUCCUUGUGUUGAUGACUCUGAUGAGAAGUCUGGUAUCACUGUAAACAUGAAAAUAUGUUCUGGGAGACAAGACAAGAUUGCGGUUCCCCAAUCAAAGAAAUAUUACACUCAUAUUGAUGGUGGAAUUCACAAAUCUAAUGGCAUGUCAUCAACUUGUGAUGAUGGCACAGCAGCGCAUGAACCUGUAACAAUGUCAUCCUCUUUGGGGCUCAAUUCCCUAAAUGCUGUUAAAUCCGUCUCAAGCAAAGGAAGUGAUGGUUCAUUAAGAGUGGAGAGUUUUGUUCCAUCUUUGAAGCCUAUGCUUGCAACAGAAUUAGAAUGUCUCAUGUGUCAGGCUUUUAUGUGCAGGAUAAGACAUACACUAUUAUCUUCUAGGUGUCACUUGCCAGUCGGCUUGAAUAGGCUGUCUGCGGUUAAUAUUCUGAAUCAGCCACAUGUUGAUUCAAGCAUACUGUCAGACAAUCUUUCAAGUAAAUCUGAGGUGAAGAAGAAAGAGACUAUACCAGUAAGAAUUGCUGGUGACAUGGAUGCAGUAUUGCUAGAUGGGAAUCUUAGUGCACCUGUUGGUGUUUGGCGCCCUGUUACUAAAGGUGCAAAAUCUACCACCCAUCCUAUGGAGCUCUGCCCAUCUAUUCCUCAAAAUUCAUUUGUUGAGGAAAACCUUCUAUCUUAUGGACUGAGGCAACCACUUCAAGAACUUCUUGAUGGCUUGGCCUUACUAGUUCAACAAGCUACUUCAUUUGUUGAUGUGGCACUUGAUUCUGAUUGUGGAGAUGGUGUUCAUGGUUGGCUUGCCUUGCAAGAGCAGUUGAGGCGCGGAUUUUCUUGUGGACCGUCUAUGGUUCAUGCAGGUUGUGGGGGAGUUUUAUCUUCGUGCCAUUCAGUGGAUAUUGCUGGAGUGGAGCUAGUCGAUCCACUUUCAGUUGAUGUUCAGCCAUCUUUUACGAUUAGUCUGCUGCAAUCAGACAUAAAAGCAGCUCUCAAAACUGCUUUUGGCACUUUGGACGGUCCACUAUUUGUAUCUGACUGGUGCAAAGGUCGCAGUCUGUCCUGUGAAGCCGGAUCAAUGUGUGAUGAAUUCUAUGCCGAAUCAACAGCUAGUGCCAGUGAAUGUCAAGAUUCUUCAAAUGGGGCUAGAGCAGAGGAGGCAAGUGAUAGGAAAUCACUCCAAGAAGCUUGUUUAUCAGAGUCAGAGCAGCAAGCAGGCUCAAAGCUCAGGCCAACAUUGGCUGUAGUUCCAUUUCCUGCUAUACUUGUUGGGUACCAAGACGAUUGGCUUAAGACAUCUGCCAGCUCUCUGCAACUCUGGGAAAAGGCGCCGCUUGAACCAUAUGCUACACAGAAACAUAUGACAUACCAUGUUGUAUGUCCAGAUAUUGAACCCCUCACCACAGCAGCUGCUGAUUUCUUUCAACAACUUGGAACUGUGUAUGAAACUUGCAAUUUGGGAACUCAUUCACCUCAAAAUUUCGGAAGUGAAAUGGAUCUAGAUUCUGGGAAGUCUUCGUGUUCUGGUUUUGUUGUACUUGAUUGUCCUCAAUCAAUGAAGAUUGAUAGCAGUAGUGCAUCUAUUCUGGGUUCGAUCAGUGACUAUUUCCUCUCCCUGUCAAAUGGUUGGGAUUUGGCGAGCUAUUUGAAGUCUCUUUCAAAAGUUCUUAAAACUUUAAAUCUCAGUUCAUGCAUGACCACAAGCACAAAAGAAGGGAAUAGUGGUCCAUACACACAGGUAGUCUAUGUAGUCUGUCCCUUCCCAGAGCCUCUUGCAAUUCUACGGACUGUAGUUGAAUCUUCAAUUGCAGUUGGCUCUUCUGUUCUUUCUUCAGAUAAGGAGAAAAGAUCGAUGAUGCACAAUCAAGUUGGAAAGGCCUUAAAUCAUUCAGCAGCUGUGGACGAAACACUAUCCAAUGUCUUGACUAUUUCAGGAUUUAGUAUUCCUAAAUUGGUGUUGCAGAUUGUAACAGUGGAUGCCAUUUUUAGGGUAACAAAUCCACCUCUUAAUGAGCUUGUUGUUCUGAAGGAAAUUGCUUUUACAGUUUACAAUAAGGCCCGAAGGGUUUUACGAGGAAGCAAUUGUGAUGUGGUUCCAUCUAGUACAUCCUUGUCUGGUAGAUCUCAUUCAGUCUUAAUGCAAAUGGCUUCACCAUUAACUGGGAUGUGGAAAGAUUGUGUUGGUCCUCGACUAGCAGCAUCUUCCCUCCAGAGAGAAAGUGAUCUUGAUGCUAGCUUGAGGUCCAGUACUUGGGAAAAUUCCUGGCAAACGAGGUCUGGGGCACUCGGAUGUGAUCCAAAUAGAGGUGGCGAUUUUCUUAUUCAAGAUGAGAGCCGUUGCAUGUUUGAGCCACUUUUUAUUCUUGCUGACCCGGGAUCUUUAGAACGUGGAGUGACUCCUCCUGUUUUUGGGAAUCCAGCUUCAGAAUCUUCAAAGGUUUUGGCAGAUGAUGGUACAAGUGGAAGCUUAAUGCAAAGUUCUGCUUCUUCGGGAAGUGGAGAUACUGGACCAAGCUCUCAGCACGAUUCAUCAGAGUCAGAUGGAUUUGGAUCUGGCAACCAAAAGACACUCCCGAGCUUGCAUUGCUGCUAUGGCUGGACUGAAGAUUGGCGUUGGUUGGUGUGUAUAUGGACAGACUCUAGGGGGGAAUUGCUUGACAGCUACAUAUAUCCCUUUGGAGGAAUCAGUAGCAGGCAGGAUACAAAGGGUCUGCAGUCUCUUUUUAUCCAAAUUCUGCAACAAGGUUGUCAAAUACUUCAGUCUUGUUCUGCAGAUGCUGGCAAACCAAGAGAUUUUGUUAUUGCACGUAUUGGAUGCUUCUUUGAGCUUGAAUGCCAAGAGUGGCAGAAAGCUCUAUAUGCAAUUGGUGGUUCAGAGGUGAAGAAGUGGUCUCUGCAGCUUAGACGUUCUGUUCCUGACGGGAUGCCUACCAAUAGUAAUGGAACUUCAAUGCAGCAACAAGAAAUGACUUUAUUACAAGAGAGAACACUUCCAUCUUCGCCUAGUCCUCUGUACAGUCCUCACUCAAAGUCUUCGACAUUCAUGAAAAGUGGUUUGGGACAACCUUCAAACAGAAAGCAACUGAUGGGAGGAGUGGAUAGCUCGAGAGGUUUGCUUCAGUGGGUGCAAAGUAUCAGUUUUAUCUCACUAUCAGUUGACCAUUCUCUACAGCUGGUCUUCCAGGCAGAUUCAUUAGCUUCUGGGUCAACUCAGAGCAAUGGUUUUCUAAACCAGCCAAGUUAUCUUGAAGGAUAUACUCCCGUAAGAUCCCUUGGUUUGACAUCUGCUUCCUAUGUUCUAAUUCCGUCACCCAGCAUACGUUUUCUCCCUCCUGCACCUCUUCAGCUCCCUACAUGCCUUACCGCUGAGUCCCCACCCCUAGCUCACCUUCUACACAGUAAAGGCUCUGCUAUUCCCCUUUGUACUGGUUUUGUGGUUUCAAAAGCUGUUCCGUCAAUGAGGAAAGAUUCUAGGAGCAUCUCGAAAGAAGAAUGGCCUUCUAUACUUUCCGUGAGUCUUGUUGAUUAUUAUGGAGGUAAUAACAUGGCCCAAGAUAAAAUUGUGAAGGGCAUGGGGAAAUUGGGAGGAAGGGGCUUAAGUUCAGAAGCUAGGGAAUUUGAAUUAGAGACUCAUCUAGUUCUCGAGUCUGUGGCAGCAGAACUUCAUGCUUUAUCAUGGAUGACCGUAAGUCCUGCAUACUUGGAAAGGAGAUCUGCAUUGCCAUUUCACUGCGACAUGGUUCUGAGACUUAGAAGGCUUCUUCACUUUGCUGAUAAGGAGUUAUCUCGACAGCCAGAGGAGUCACCGUCAUAGAAUCGAAGAGUUUUGGAUUACUGAGGUAUUUCCCAUGGUAACAUUCAGUUGUUUUCUAUUUGCUUGUGUCAAACUCAUAAUCCAUUUAGUGUUAAGAUGUGGCUUUUGCACAUAUGUUUGAAGCCUGUUAAGUAGUAGGUUUAUUCUUUCGCAUUUCUGAUGGUAGAGCAGACGGUCGGGUUAGAAAAAUUAGCUUUCAGUGUAAUACUAGGAGAGCAGAUGACAAACUUUGUAUAUAGUAUUUGGGACGACUGCAUUAGAAUUGUUCUUUUUGGUAGAUUUUAUAUUGAAUGUAUAAUGUCAUUGUGAAUUGUUUUCCUGCGUUCGAGCAAGAUUUUGUCUUCAUUUUAGCUGUUAUACAAUACUCUUCAGAGAGGAGUACCAGAUAUUCUGUUGUACAUGGAUAACUAUCCAGUAAGAAAACAAAGAAAAAAUCUAAAUAAUAUAAUGAUUCAUCUCAUUUUUUA